Messenger RNA from Prunus avium (sweet cherry), 2467 nucleotides. RefSeq names its product ABC transporter family protein (gene ABCF1). NCBI's taxonomy places the organism in Eukaryota, Viridiplantae, Streptophyta, Magnoliopsida, Rosales, Rosaceae. Gene Ontology annotation, molecular function: ATP hydrolysis activity; ATP binding. The record is from RefSeq and is a predicted model, not a curated record.
GUGGAGAGUGCCUCUAACUCCAUAACACGUGGAAAGCCACCCCAACCCUAACCCUCCUUCCUUCCUUCCUUCCUUCCUUCCCCUCUUUAUAAAAUCUCAAAUCCACACCUCCCUUUUUCUGAAAACCUCGAACCCAAGUACAACGGGUUUUUGCUUCUCUCACCCGACACAGCACAACAAUAUCUGUACGCCUUCACCUGAAAACUCAAUCCCAGAUCUGAUACCCACCGCCCUCGCUCUCUUCACCGAUCGUCUUCUCUCUUCUCAGGUUGAUUUUUGAUAACGAUGGUGUCUGACGCGAGCAAGAAGAAGGCGGCACAGAAGAAAGCGGCGGCGGCGGCCAAGAGAGGUGGAAAGGCGGCGGCAUCGGCGUCGUCGAAGUCGGCUGCGACCGAGUCGCAGAACGGAGUUGAUAAGCUAUCGAAUGGCGUCGGGGCGAUGCAUAUUUCGGAUCGUAACUGCACCGGCGUUCUCUGUUCGCAUCCUUUGUCUAGAGAUAUCCGGAUAGAGUCUCUAACAGUUACCUUCCAUGGACACGAUCUGAUAGUUGAUUCUGAACUGGAGCUUAAUUAUGGCAGACGUUACGGUUUGCUUGGUUUGAAUGGGUGUGGUAAAUCUACCCUCCUAACUGCAAUAGGCUGCCGAGAGCUUCCAAUUCCAGAUCACAUGGAUAUCUACCAUCUCAGCAGGGAGAUUGAAGCUUCAGACAUGUCUUCACUUGAGGCUGUCAUUAGUUGUGAUGAGGAGAGGAUAAGGUUGGAGAAAGAAGUUGAAGAACUGGCAGCUCUGGAUGAUGGUGGUGGAGAGCAGCUUGAACGCAUUUAUGAGCGCCUUGAAGCAUUGGAUGCAGCAACUGCAGAGAAGCGUGCUGCUGAAAUUCUAUAUGGUCUUGGGUUUGACAAGCAGAUGCAAGCAAAGAAAACUCGGGAUUUUUCUGGUGGUUGGAGAAUGAGGAUUGCACUUGCACGUGCUCUGUUUAUAAACCCAACCAUCCUGUUGCUUGAUGAGCCCACCAAUCAUCUUGAUUUAGAAGCCUGUGUGUGGUUGGAGGAGACCUUGAAGAACUUUGAGCGCAUCCUAGUGGUGAUUUCACACUCCCAGGAUUUUCUUAAUGGUGUGUGCACAAACAUCAUCCACAUGCAGAGCAAGAAACUGAAGAUCUACACUGGAAACUAUGAUCAGUAUGUUCAGACCCGUUCUGAACUAGAGGAGAACCAGAUGAAACAGUAUAAGUGGGAGCAGGAACAGAUUUCUAACAUGAAGGAAUAUAUUGCUCGGUUUGGGCACGGGUCAGCAAAAUUAGCUCGUCAGGCACAGAGCAAAGAGAAAACCCUAGCAAAAAUGGAGCGCGGUGGGCUUACGGAAAAGGUGGCCAGAGACAAGGUUCUAGUCUUCCGUUUUGUUGAUGUCGGAAAGCUGCCACCGCCCGUACUUCAGUUUGUAGAAGUCACAUUUGGUUACACUCCUGAUAAUCUGAUCUACAAGAACAUUGACUUUGGGGUUGAUUUGGACUCGCGUAUAGCUCUGGUUGGGCCAAAUGGAGCUGGAAAGAGUACUCUCUUGAAGCUGAUGACAGGGGAGUUGUUCCCUACUGAUGGCAUGGUCCGGCGGCACAAUCACCUUAGAAUUGCUCAGUUCCAUCAGCACUUGGCUGAGAAGCUUGACGUGGAACUGUCUGCCCUGGCGUAUAUGAUCAAAGAGUACCCAGGAAAUGAGGAAGAAAAGAUGAGGGCUGCAAUUGGUAAGUUUGGCCUAUCGGGUAAGGCACAGGUAAUGGCAAUGAAGAAUUUAUCGGAUGGACAGAGGAGCCGUGUGAUCUUUGCUUGGUUGGCAUUUAGGCAGCCCCAAUUACUUUUGUUGGAUGAGCCAACCAAUCACUUGGAUAUUGAGACAAUUGACUCGCUGGCUGAGGCACUGAAUGAGUGGGACGGGGGUCUGGUUCUUGUUAGCCAUGAUUUCAGGCUCAUAAACCAGGUAGCUCAGGAAAUUUGGGUAUGUGAAAAUCAAGCUGUGACCCGGUGGGAGGGCGAUAUUAUGGACUUUAAGCGGCACCUAAAGGUUAAGGCUGGUUUAGGUGAAUGAGGCUGCGGCAGACACCCACUUCCAUCUAAGUUUGUAGUAGUUCAUUUGUUGGCCUUGCUUUACACUCGUAUGAGACAAUGUAGUGAGGGUACUUUUUACUAUUUCUGAGCCAUGUCUUCUCAGACUGACUGUGACGGAAGAUGAGCGGAAUGGGCGAAAGGCUUGGUUAUUGUUUCAAGCCGGCGGCAGUUUCUAUGCCCGUAGCCCAACUUGUAGGUGGGAUUUUUUUGUUUACAUUGCGCAUGUUUGGACGUUUAUAUUUUGCUUGGUUAGUAGCCAAGUCGAUUACAUUAUAGUUAUUUUAGGUAGAUACGUUGCCUAUGCCUUGUUCUUUUCCUUGAAAAUGUUGUACUUGCAUAUUAUUUAUAAUAUUGGAAAUUCUAUC